Molecule: messenger RNA, 2041 nt
Organism: Danio rerio (zebrafish)
Lineage: Eukaryota; Metazoa; Chordata; Actinopteri; Cypriniformes; Danionidae
Gene: glra4a
Product: glycine receptor, alpha 4a
Biological process (GO): monoatomic ion transport; excitatory postsynaptic potential; monoatomic ion transmembrane transport
Cellular component (GO): plasma membrane; postsynaptic membrane; postsynapse
Molecular function (GO): transmembrane signaling receptor activity; monoatomic ion channel activity; extracellular ligand-gated monoatomic ion channel activity
Source: RefSeq, marked validated
GGCAGUUUGAUGACCCACCGCUCCUCAAGGGAUGGAGGCUGGGUCACGACUGAUCUGCUUAAAACUGAAUCAAAAGCACAUGGAGAAAACAUUUCUUCUGAAGUAUCAAGAAAGAGAAAGAUCCAGUCGAAUGCAGGGGCUGCUGCCUUUGGGAUCCGCUUGCUCCAGCCCCUGGCAGGUCUGUCAGGCAUAGACUGAAUCCCGCUGGAACUGGAAUCAAAGAAGUCUUCCCAAAACUGUGACAUUCACAGCAUUUCAAUUGAGCCAUCAGUCUGUCAGACACAAUGCCUCCCCCUGCCUAGGGGUUUAGGGCGCUUGGUUUUUCUUUGCCAUGAUCACUGUGACGGGGUUCUGUAAAAAAAAAUGCGGCAUGGAGAAUGUAUGUUUAAUGCAUUAUGCCUCUUUAUUCUUUCUGGAAAAGACCAGGAUUGCAAAACACAAGCAGAAGUUUUGAAUUCUGUGCUAGAUUAGUCUUUUUUGAAUAGCUCUUUAUAAAAGAUGUGCUGAAAUGAUUCAUGACGCAUUUCUCUCUCAUUAUCACUGACUGUAUCAAUUGUUCAUUUUCUCAUGUUUAUUUUUUUGGCUUCUUUUCUAUAUCCCUUCCUCUCUGCUUUCUCUAUCUCUGGCAGAAGCCUAUGUCCCCAUCGGACUUUCUGGACAAGCUGAUGGGACGAACCUCCGGCUAUGAUGCUCGCAUCAGACCCAACUUCAAAGGACCACCAGUAAACGUCACCUGUAACAUCUUCAUCAACAGUUUUGGAUCUAUUACUGAGACAACAAUGGAUUACAGGCUAAACGUCUUUCUACGGCAGCAGUGGAACGACCCUAGACUGGCCUACAGUGAAUAUCCCGAUGCAUCUCUAGACUUGGACCCUUCUAUGUUGGACUCCAUAUGGAAACCUGACUUGUUUUUUGCUAAUGAGAAAGGUGCCAACUUCCAUGAAGUCACCACAGACAACAAGCUGCUGAGGAUCUUUCAGAAUGGGAAUGUGCUUUACAGCAUCAGGCUAACACUCAUCCUGUCUUGUCCCAUGGACUUGAAGAAUUUCCCAAUGGACAUUCAGACCUGUACCAUGCAGCUAGAAAGCUUUGGCUACACCAUGAACGAUCUGAUCUUCGAGUGGCUUUCUGAUAACCCUGUGCAGGUUGCGGAUGACUUGACUCUUCCUCAGUUUGUACUAAAGGAGGAAAAGGAUCUCGGCUACUGCACUAAGCACUACAACACAGGUAAAUUCACCUGCAUUGAGGUGAAGUUUCACUUAGAGAGACAGAUGGGCUACUAUCUCAUUCAGAUGUACAUCCCCAGCCUGCUGAUUGUCAUCUUGUCUUGGGUGUCUUUCUGGAUCAAUAUGGAUGCGGCACCGGCUCGGGUGGGUUUGGGUAUCACCACCGUGCUGACCAUGACCACCCAGAGCUCCGGUUCAAGAGCCUCGCUACCCAAGGUGUCCUACGUGAAGGCCAUUGACAUCUGGAUGGCUGUUUGUCUGCUGUUCGUGUUUGCUGCAUUGUUGGAGUAUGCAGCAGUCAACUUCGUCUCAAGGCAGCACAAGGAGUUCAUCAGACUGCGCAAGAAGCAGCGAAGGCAGAGAAUAGAGGAAGACCUUGUGAGAGAAAGCCGUGGCUUUUACUUCCGAGGGUACGGACUGGGCCAUUGCUUGCAAACAAAAGAUGGGACAGCAGUGGAGGGGUCCAGUGUAUUCGCCCCACCACCUCCAGUGCAAGUGCUUUACGACGGAGAGGCCGUCCGGAAGCGCUUCGUGGACCGAGCCAAACGAAUCGACACCAUAUCGAGAGCAGUAUUUCCUCUCAGCUUCCUCAUAUUCAACGUCUUCUACUGGAUCACCUAUAAAGUGCUGCGACACGAGGAUAUCCACGCCAACCCUUAACCGCACCAUCUCUCCAGGUUCAUCUUACAGCUUCUUUGAUUUUCUUAUAUCUCUUGAUUUGAACCAAUACCGCCUGUCAUACUCACUCUAGAAGGCAUAUUGACUCCAGAAAUGCCGUCAGUGCUAAAAACCAUGUGCUCAGGUGUGACUUCUGG